ACAUGACAUCUCUAUCCCACAUGGCCUCUCAAUCAGCCAAUCGGACAGCUUUACAAGACGAGCCAGAACCACCAUAGUUAUAUACCUUCAAAUUGCUUUCUUUUUUAUUUUUCCUUGAUGGCUAUUGAAUCGUGUCUUUCCUGAAGACAAGAUAGCCACCAAGAUUUAAGGUUGCCCGAAUUCAGGAGGUGGUGAGUAAAAUGGAUCUCGAUGGGCACGAAGAAGAAUCGCAGGAGAAGAACAAAAUGGAGCCUGGAGAGCUGUUGGAGGAUUCCUGGUUCUUCGGCAAUUUGCUCCACGGCAAGCCAAGAAUGUCGAGGAGCAUGUCCGAGCCUUGCACCUCCUCGUCCAAAUCAUACGAAGAAACCUACGCUUCGAUCAAGAAAAUCCCCGAAUCGAACCUUCUGCGCCAUGGUGUGAAUGUGAUCUCCAGGACACCAUCGGAGGGAUCGAGACUGGAACGACGAGGGGGAAGAAAUCAGGCAAGAAAGAUUUCUGACAGGAACAGGGAAAUGGCAUCGCAGACGUGCUUGCAUCGUGCCCCAUCUCUGCCGGAUAAUUUGCAGGAGGAUUCUGAAGAUUUUCAUGGCGACGACGACGAGGAAGACGAGGUUGAGUUCUCCUUGGGGAAGUUGAUCAGACAGGCUUCUAUGAAAAAUUCAGACAACCUGCCUCCCAGACGCAAUGGUGCUAAGAUUCUGGGAAGAACCUCAAGCUUAUCGAUUCACACAAAUGGAAACAAAUCCGAUCUGGAAAGCAGUAAACUGGAGGAGAUGAAGCCCAAAGCCUGCAAAAUCAAGAAACAUUCGAGCUUUAAACAAUACGAGGAGGAAUUAAUACGAGGUUUCGAGGAUUUUGGAUUGGAUACAUGCCCUAAUGUAAUUAAGAGCACCACUGUUCAUGGCCUGCAACCGCAAAAGAAGAAUAAGAAGAAGACGACGAGAAUACAAGAAGAGGACGAAACAAGAAUGCGUAGAAUGUUCUUUUUGGAGGGGUGGAAGAGCUCGGCGCCGGCGCCGCCUCCGCCUCCGCUCCCCAGAUGGAGUGGUAAUGGCAAUGGCAAUGGCAAUGGGAAAGGGAAGCAAUCGUCGAGUGAAGACAUGAAAGCACAAAUAAAAUUUUGGGCAAGAGCUGUGGCAUCUAAUGUCCGCCAGGAGUGUUGAUGAUUGAUUAUAUAUACAUACAUUCAUAUACAUAUAUAUAUAUAUAUCACUCACAGAUCUUUUUGAGAAAUUUUUAUUAAUUUAAGGGAUGGAUUGCUUCCCUGUUAUUGAAACUCAAUGGCGUAGAUGUUUGAUCUUGAGAACGCAAUCAUGGCCGACGAACAAGAUUCUAACAUUAAAUGAAGAAAUUGUGAAUUAUUACAUUAUUUUGAUGUAAUUUUUGUGUCUGAAAUGGAAAGCGAUUCUGAAUAAGACAAAAUAAGGGAAAGAUAUUUUCGUUGAAGAAGAUCAUAUUGCCA
Messenger RNA from Andrographis paniculata, 1462 nucleotides. RefSeq lists its product as uncharacterized. The record is from RefSeq and is a predicted model, not a curated record. The transcript is spliced from 2 exons. NCBI's taxonomy places the organism in Eukaryota, Viridiplantae, Streptophyta, Magnoliopsida, Lamiales, Acanthaceae. Bases 201 to 1163 code for a protein of 320 amino acids.